UUCACUUUGCCCUUAAUCCAUGUGUUGACCUGUUGGAAACACCUUCUAGAAACAUAACAGUUUUCAGUCUCCUAAUAAAUUCUGUUGUGUCCAAGAAGAGCCUGUCCAAAUGAGCAAGACAUCCCAACAGAACACCGCUACAGAUGCAAACGGAGUAAGCGUGAUUCACACCCAAGCACACACCAGUGGUUUGCAGCAGGUUCCCCAGCUGGUGCCCGUUAGUCCUGGUGGUGGAGGCAAAGCUGUGCCUCCGAGCAAACAGGGAAAGAAAAAUUCCUUUGUGGAUAGAAACAGUGAUGAGUAUCGUCAGCGCAGAGAACGAAACAACAUGGCAGUGAAAAAGAGCCGGUUAAAAAGCAAGCAGAAAGCACAAGACACGCUGCAAAGGGUUAACCAGCUCAAAGAAGAAAACGAACGUUUAGAGGCAAAAAUUAAGCUCCUGACCAAGGAGCUGAGCGUACUGAAAGACUUGUUCCUCGAGCACGCGCACAAUCUUGCAGACAAUGUGCAACCUGUUGGCACUGAAACCACCACAACAAAUCCGGAAAACAAUGGACAGUAGACACUGUUGCAACCUUAUGAAAUGAACUCUCGAGGUGCAGCUUGUCUGCAGUGCCC
Molecule: messenger RNA, 618 nt
Organism: Nipponia nippon (crested ibis)
Lineage: Eukaryota; Metazoa; Chordata; Aves; Pelecaniformes; Threskiornithidae
Source: RefSeq, a predicted model, not a curated record